Molecule: messenger RNA, 171 nt
Organism: Racocetra persica
Lineage: Eukaryota; Fungi; Glomeromycota; Glomeromycetes; Diversisporales; Gigasporaceae
Source: the annotation of a GenBank genome assembly
CAGAAUAUAACACAUAUUUCACCUCUUGGUAUUUCGCAACAUCUUUCUAAAAUGGUCAAGAUUGUUAAUGCUAAAAAGAUGAUUAAUGGAUUUGAAGAUGUAUUUGUUGUUCAAAAGAAGUUUACAUAUGUAGAUAAUGAUAAUUUGGCCUUAUUAACAAAAAAGACACAG